Liolophura sinensis is the source of this 6240-nucleotide messenger RNA. RefSeq names its product transient receptor potential cation channel subfamily M member 3-like. The coding region runs from base 142 to 5361 and encodes 1739 amino acids. Gene Ontology annotation, biological process: monoatomic cation transmembrane transport; metal ion transport; protein tetramerization. NCBI's taxonomy places the organism in Eukaryota, Metazoa, Mollusca, Polyplacophora, Chitonida, Chitonidae. Gene Ontology annotation, cellular component: plasma membrane. The record is from RefSeq and is a predicted model, not a curated record. The transcript is spliced from 27 exons. Gene Ontology annotation, molecular function: monoatomic cation channel activity.
GACGAAGUCGUUUGUUCUCGAUGCUGCCAACUUUCUUGCGAAUGGCCAGUUUUUUGGGGAUUGCAAACGAUCUAAAUUACAGGAAGGCGUUGUUUUACUUCCCAAGCAGCGCACAAGGGGAGCCGGGUUUGCAACCUGAAGAUGGCUGGAGCUGGAGGAGUGGAUAUGCCACUUAUGCCACGGCGGCAGGCUGAAGACACAACCUCACUCAUCGAGAAACAAGUGAGUCAGAGGUCUUGGAUUGAGAAGGUGUUCCUGAAGCGGGAGUGCAUAAGGUUCAUCGCCAGUACUCGAGACGCCACAAAAUGUUGCUGUGGUCGGGGCGAAGCAUGGCAUUGCACCUUUUUACCCUCACCAAUCCAUGGAAGCACCACGAAGCUGGAUGAGAAGUGGCACCCCAAUAAACACACUGAGGCCAAACCCACAGAUGCUUAUGGCACGAUUGAGUUCCAAGGGGCGCCACACCCCAGUAAAGCUCAGUACAUGCGGUUGAGCAGCCUGGACACUAAGCCUGAGUUUGUGUUACAACUGCUACAGAAACAGUGGGGUCUGGAGCUGCCCAAGCUUCUCAUUACAGUCCAUGGAGGCAUUUCCAACUUUGAACUCCAACCCAAGUUAAAGAGGGUGUUCAGAAAGGGUCUUUUGAAAGCAGCAAAAACGACGGGAGCGUGGAUUUUUACUGCAGGCACCAAUACAGGUGUGACACAUCAUGUUGGUGAUGCAAUCAGUGACAGAACAACGAAGACCAGAAACAAAGUUGUGGCCAUUGGGAUUGCACCCUGGGGGGUGGUGGAGAAUCGAGAGGAUCUGAUUGGUCGAGAUGUGGUUGUACCUUACCAUUGUGUUUCAUCGCCCAAAUCAAACUAUGCAGUUCUCAACAGCAAUCAUUCCUAUUUUCUAUUGGUCGAUAAUGGAACUGUUGGCAAAUAUGGUGGAGAGAUUUUGUUUCGUAAGAAGAUGGAGAAAUUUAUUUCACAUCAAAAGAUAUGCAUCAGCAGUGGAGUGAAGGGCCGUGGGGUGCCUGUCAUCUGUGUGGUUUUGGAGGGAGGUACAAACACCAUCCGGUCUGUCCUAGAUUACGUCACGGACUCCCCUCCCGUCCCUGUUGUUGUCUGUGAUGGAAGUGGACGAGCCGCGGAUCUUCUUGCCUUCUCACAUAAAUAUACAAAUGAUGAUGGCACCAUGCCAGAGAGUCUACGAGAUCAGCUCAUCCUGACAAUACAGAAAACGUUUCAGUACACAUUGGAACAAGCAGAGAAACUGUUCAUUGAGCUUAUGCUGUGUGUCAAGAAGAAGGAAUUGAUAACUGUCUUCAGAAUGGGAGAGGAAAACCAGGACAUAGAUUUGGCGAUAUUGACAGCUUUGCUGAAAGGAACCAACACAAGUGCCCCAGACCAGCUGAGCUUGGCCUUGACCUGGGACCGUGUGGACAUUGCUCGUAGCCAUAUCUUUGUGUAUGGACAGGAGUGGCCAGAGGGAUCCCUUGAGCAGGCCAUGAUGGAUGCUUUGAUCAAUGACAGGGUGGAUUUUGUCAAAUUGUUACUAGAAAAUGGCGUUAGUAUGCAUACAUUCUUAACCAUUCCAAGGCUAGAGGAGCUCUACAACACUAAACAAGGUCCAUCAAACACAUUACGGUACUUAGUUCGAGAUCUCAGGAAGAGUGUUCCAUCUCAGUAUCGUUACACACUGCCAGAUUUGGGAAUGGUCACUCAGCACCUGAUGGGCGGAGCAUUCCGCUCCAUGUACUGUCGGCGACGCUUUAGACAGAAGUACAACGCAAUAAAACAGAACCAGAGUGACUGUGAGGGUUUGUCCGUGGGCAACGUGGUGACGACAGUACCCAAUUUGGUGAACCUGAAGCAAGCUGAGGAGUUGUUCCCAUAUCCAUUCCACGACCUGAUGAUAUGGGCAGUCCUGAUGAAGCGACAGAAAAUGGCGUUGUUCAUGUGGCAGCACGGGGAAGAGGCUAUGGCCAAGGCUCUAAUGGCAUGUAAGUUAUACAAGGCCAUGGCUCAUGUUGCUGACCAAGAUGACCUGGAAGUGGACAUCUCGGAUGAGCUGAGGCGCUAUGCAAAAGAGUUCCAAAUUCUUGCCCUUGAGCUGUUGGAACAUUGUUACAAGAUAGACGAUGAUUACACACAGCAGUUGCUGACAUAUGAACUGAAGAACUUCAGCGACCAGACCUGCCUCAGUUUGGCUGUAGCUGCUUACCAUCGGGAGUUCAUCGCUCACACAUGCUGCCAGAUACUACUCACAGACAUGUGGAUGGGAGGGCUUUUGAUGAGGAAAAGUACCAGUCUGAAGGUCAUCCUCUGUAUCCUCUUCCCACCUUACAUCCAAGCCCUGGAGUUCAAGAGUAAAGAGGAGCUCCAGUUGAUGCCUCAGACAAUGGAAGAACAUCUGGAUGACCUUGAGGACGCAGCAGACAAUGCUGACAGAAUCUCUCUCAACUCCUUCAACGAAGAACAAGUGAUCGAGAACGAGUUUGGGGAUGAGAUUGAUGCUGCCAGCAUUGCGUCGGAGAAAACCAAUCAGCCAGAGGACAGCUCUGUGAAUGCCGACUUGGGAAACUUUCCCAGCCAUGCCAACAAGAAGAAGAAAAGUCCCCUGCGAUUGGGAAAGAAGAUUUAUGAGUUUUAUAACGCACCCAUUACCAAGUUCUGGGCACAUACGAUGGCCUACAUUGCCUUCCUGGCCACGUUCACCUAUGUCGUGUUGGUGAAGACACUUCCCAAUCCCCGCGUCCAAGAGUAUUAUGUAAUGGCUUACAUCAUGACUGCUGCUAUCGAGAAAGUCAGAGAGAUCAUAGCUUCAGAGCCAGCAGGGUUGUGGGUGAAGUUGACAGUGUAUUUCAACGAGAUUUGGAACGUCUGGGAUUGUGCAGCGAUAUUGAUCUUCCUGGUGGCCUUGUGCUUGAGGAUGGAUGAGGAUUCGAGGAUGGCCGCACGAGUCCUCUACACCAUUGACAUCGUCUUCUGGUACAUCCGCAUCCUUGAAAUCCUCAGUGUCAACAAGAACCUUGGUCCUUAUGUCAAGAUUAUUGGCAAAUUGGUGGUGGACAUGUCAUACUACAUCAUUAUCCUGCUCAUUGUUCUAAUGAGCUUUGGAAUAGUGCGCCAGUCCAUCCAUUUCCCCAACGAAGAGCCAUCAUGGCGGAUUGUCAGGAACAUGUUCUUCUACCCUUACUGGAUGAUAUAUGGAGAGCUGUUCGCAGAUGAAAUUGAUCCCUGUGAAGACACAGAGUCCGACUCUUGUGUAUAUGGAUCUUGGGUGUCCCCAGCUCUAAUGACCAUGUACCUUCUAGUGGCCAACAUACUUAUGGUCAACUUACUCAUCGCUAGAUUCAAUGCAACUUUCCUGAGAAACAAUGCAAUGUCUCGAGAGAUUUGGAAGUUCCAGCGCUAUCAUUUGAUCAUUGAGUAUGAAAUGAAGCCAAUCCUGCCUCCCCCGUUGAUUGUGUUUAGUCAUCUUUAUCUAGCUGCCAAGUACAUCAAACGUCGAUGUAAGGGCAAGAGGGACUACUUCGACAAUGGCCUUAAACUGUUUUUGUCUCACGAAGACAAAGAGAAACUGCACGAUUUUGAGGAGGAGUGUAUGGUAGAUUAUUUCAGGGAGAAAGAGAACAAGUUCCAGUCAUCCUCUGAUGAGAGAAUACGUGUCACAAAUGAAAGGAUUGAAAACAUGACCAUGCGUAUGGAUGACAUGAAUCAGAAGGAAAAUUGCAUUAAGCUGUCUCUACAGGGAAUGGACUACCGCUUGUCCAAGCUGGAGGAGGUGGCCAUUCAGACCUCCAGCACCCUGAGUCUAGUGUACGAGUUCAUGAACCGACACAUGACUCAACCUACCAGUAUGGUAUCUGUUCCCAGCCAUGAGUCUUUGUUGUCCACAGAGGAGGGUCUGAAGGUGGAGACAAGUCACACGAUUCCCAUCAAAGAAACGUCGUCUUCAGUGAUUGUGAGCUCCGGAGAAGAGACCAUAUUCCCUAUGAACGCCGAAGAUCAUGUCCCUGAUGACUCCCUAAAGAGCAUCCCUACCCCAUCUCUGGUUCACUCCAAGCGCCCUGUCAAGCAGAAAUGCCUGAAGAUGUUUACUGAUUACAGUAAAACAUACCUCUCCAGGCCUUCUCCUCUGGGCCAGCUCCAACGUUCCUACAGUCAGAGGACCCCACGCAGUUCCAGAACGCGUUUGUCUCGCGCUCAUCGGAGACGCAGCGACUCGGAGACAAUGGCAUGCAGGAGAACGCAAUCUGCCAGAAAUGACUUUGGCCAGCACGUUAGUCUGUCAGCUGGGGAAGCUCCCAUGUCUCACCGUUCUGGUUCCAGAAGUUCAACGUCCCAUAGUUCAGCUUCCAUUCCUCGAGUGUCUAGCACAGGACUUCACCACCCUGUGCCAAUCAGUCCAGGUCUGUUACAGAGGAGGCAAGGAAAAACCUCUCGGCUUAGGCUAAACAUUUACAAGGCUGUAGACGAAUCCAGCAGUAGUGAUGAAAAUAUCCCUGCAAAAGUUAGUUGUAGCUCGGGCUCUCACUCCAGCCAGGGGAAACAACCUUCACCAUCCGUGUUUCGGCGACUAACUGCUCGAACAAGCAGCAAGGACCAACCGCCCACAUCGUUAACGCUGGGAGACCCAGACAAGCCAAAGGAGGACUGUCCCAACGUGGGCAGAGAAAAUCUGAAUUCUCCAGUCCUCAUACGUUCAGAUCCCAUACCUAUCGCCAAUGCCGUUAUGGGAAAUGACUUUCACAACCCACCUAUCCAACUACCGAUGUCUCCAGUGGCAGAGAUUUCAGGAGUUCCUUAUUCCACCCCGGUCUCCCAUAGCCGCGUAGAUGAGAUGUGGAUCCCUUCGGCCAUGGUCAGGCCUCCAAUGACCCCCAUUCUGACGCCCAUGAGGGCUGAGUACACUAGCAUCACAGACGACAUCGACACGUCUUGCAUGAUGGACAUCAGUCCGAACGGAAGCCCGCAGACUCCUCGAGGGCGUUACAUGGACUCCAUGAAGGAGGAUGAGGACGGACAGAAUGUCUCCAAACUGGACGCGUUCCUCAACGAACAGGCAAUCCUGAAGAAAGCGGAGGAGCGGGAAUGCCGGAAGAUGGAGAGAGUGAUCCGCCAUCGACUGAGGCAAAUCUCGCUGGAUGACAGCGAUAGCAUCAGCAAUAUCGCCAAGCUGGUCGUUUCUGAGAUGAAUUUGACAGAUAUUAAAACACUGGAAGAUGAAGGUAAUGACGAAGAGGAGGAUGACGAGAUGGAAGAGGACAUCCGUGAUCAGAGCACAAGCGUACAGGAGGACCGUCUUAUGGCUGACGCCAUUGAGAUUCGGGUAUCGCACACCUCUCUAGAUAAGGAAGGUUUGGUGUAGAUUGUUAAUUUGAUAGCAACCUUUGUAGAGCUGUAUCUGUGAUCACACCUGACGUCCCUCCUUCCAUGCACCUUAACGACAUGCAAUCAACUACAAAGCAAUACUAGCACGUUUGUCAGUACGCGAGUAGGUGUUAGGUAUGUGCGUAAAUUGGGUGAAUGUCGUUGAAGCCACUUAUUAAGCAUAUCUGCAUUUUUUUUUAUCAAGGACAGUCAGGUUGACUGCUGAUUUAUGUGGUCUCAUGAGAUUUUUAAUACAAGAUGAAAAAUACAUUUGCCAUUUAACCAGUUUCGCCACGGUAAUUUAUCGCAGAAGAGAAACAGUUAAUUUAUUGUUUGUUGAUAUCUUCACAGUCACAAUGUUGAUUUUAUGAUUCCUGAUGAAUUUGUUUUCCAACAAUGUGCCAUCAACAUUUAUAAUGUAUUACAUUGUGUGCAAUAUCACGAGAGAUUAGGUAAGAAGUGCAUAUAGCACAGAGAUACAACGCUAAACAUGUCGUAGUGAAUUGAUUUAUGUAUUCGUCAUCUUCAGUUUGUGACUCCAAUGCUUUUUGUUCUUAUCAGUCGAUUUUAAUAUUUUCUUUUCGUGAAUGUCAAAAAGGUUUACAUGAAAUAUUUGGCCGUAACAGCUCUCUUGACGGAAUUUGUUUGCGUUUUUCACUGAAUGAAGUCACUUACAGGCGUGUUUGGUGUUUUGUUUAUAUGCAUACAUAAAUUGCCUUAGGCCAAACUGAUUGUCGUUUUAUGACUGAAAUACUCGUGAAGGUAUAGCCAAAUUAAAGUGUGUCAAGAAGUCAUUGCUUUGUAGAACUGAUGCUGACAUUGACUGAAUACGGAGGUCUAUGAAUUUCUGAACAAUCCUUCUGAUUUUACAACUGAA